CAAACACCCAUCCCAUCGGCAUCAAGCUUCGUCCUCUCCCCGCAACUACCACGGAAAUAAUAUACUUAUAUUCCGUUCGGAACUCCCAAUACGAUUGUCAAUGCGUCAGGCUUGACGCAGUGGAAUCUUGUCAACAGCUCUUCCCUCCUGCGUUACCCGCUUAUCGUCUCCCUUCUCCGACAAAAGUCAUGGCUACUCCCAAAGGAUUACCUCGGGAGACCUUCGCCAAGCUCACCCCCCAUCCCUACCUCCUCGCAAAUCUUAAACCCGAAUCGCCAUCAGUCAAACCCAGCCGGAGUAACGGUCGUGCCCCUGGGGAGGCUCGACCUGCCAGUUCCAACACCUCGUCCCUCACGCACGCUCAUGGCAGCGCUCUAGUCCGAGUCGGCGACAAUACCGUCAUCUGCGGUGUCCGCGGCGAAAUCCUGCCCGUCGGCAACAUACCCAACUACCGCCCUUCGGAAGGCGACUCUGCCGAGGAGCUCUUGGAUUACGACCUCCUCGUGCCGAACAUUGAGCUAUCCACCGGUUCCGCCCCCGAAUUCCUGCCCGGCGGUCCGCCCACCACUCUCGCACAAACCCUCAGCGCGCGGGUGUUCUCGCUACUCCACUCAUCCAAACUCAUCACCGCAGACGACUUGAGGAUAUGGCACACUCGGCCUACAGAAGACGCGGAUGCGAUCGUUGCUACGGGUACGGGGGACGACGACGGCGAGGAUACGAACAUGAUGGCCACGGACGAGGAGGAAGAAAAAGGGCAGGGCGAAAAGGUCGUCAUCGCAUACUGGGUUCUCUACAUCGACAUCUUCUUCCUUUCCUUCGACGGCAACCCCUUCGAUGUCGCCUGGAUCUCCAUGCUCGCCGCUCUCGGGAACACCAAACUACCCGCUGCCCGGUGGGAUGCCGACCGGGAAAUGGUCAUCUGCACACGCGCCGAGCAGAAGCCGCUGAGCCUGUCGGGCUUCCCCAUUCCCUGCACGGCCGUGGUGUUCACUGGCAAGGACACGGAGAAAACCCCGGCGGAUGACGAGUUCUGGGUCCUCGUCGACCCCGAUCGGCUGGAGGAGACGCUAUGCGAUGAGACCAUCACGGUUGUCGUGGACAAGACUUCGGGCACGACCAAGCUGUUGUCGAUAUCCAAGCAUGGCGGCACGGCGUUGCAGCCUGAUCUUAUCAAGAACUUUGUCAAGGUGGCCGAGCAGAGGUGGGAAGAGCUUCGUCGUGUCCUUGCCUGAAAGGAGAAAUAUGUGAUACCCAUAAAGACAAACCAUGAAACAAGUUAAAAAAAAAAAAAAAAAAAAA
Molecule: messenger RNA, 1302 nt
Organism: Sodiomyces alkalinus F11
Lineage: Eukaryota; Fungi; Ascomycota; Sordariomycetes; Glomerellales; Plectosphaerellaceae
Product: exosome complex exonuclease RRP43
Exons: 1
Coding region: 189-1235 (348 amino acids)
Biological process (GO): nuclear polyadenylation-dependent rRNA catabolic process; nuclear polyadenylation-dependent mRNA catabolic process; U4 snRNA 3'-end processing
Cellular component (GO): cytoplasmic exosome (RNase complex); nuclear exosome (RNase complex)
Source: RefSeq, a predicted model, not a curated record